This is a messenger RNA of Trypanosoma grayi, 1608 nucleotides long. RefSeq names its product putative membrane transporter protein. Gene Ontology annotation, cellular component: membrane. Gene Ontology annotation, molecular function: antiporter activity; xenobiotic transmembrane transporter activity. The record is from RefSeq and is a predicted model, not a curated record. Lineage: Eukaryota; Euglenozoa; Kinetoplastea; Trypanosomatida; Trypanosomatidae. The coding region runs from base 1 to 1608 and encodes 535 amino acids. The transcript has a single exon. Gene Ontology annotation, biological process: transmembrane transport.
AUGUCGUCCAACCUCCGCGCGGUGACAAACGAAUCCUUUGCCACCGUUGUAAGCGCAGCUGGCGCUGAGGCAGAGUUCAUUCCGGAGAAUGUAUCCACUUUAUCGAUUGUAAAGAAGUUUUUUAUCACUGGUGCCCCACUCACGCUUGCAACGGUUUCACAGUUCUCCAUCAUCACCGUCAUCUUGGCCGUGAUUGGAAGGUACGAGGGUGUAAACGAACUCGGUGGAGCAGCACUGGCACUCGGGCUCCUCAACGCUACGGCAUUUGCCUUCGCUGCGGGAUCGUGCGGGGCGCUAGAAACGGUGCUCUCACACACGUACGGCAUGAACCAGGCGCGAACAGGGGGAAAGGGUGCGAUGCACAUGUACGGCACCUACACCCAGCGCAUGGCCAUCAUUUUGUUCGUUCUCAGUAUUCCAAUAGGUUGUCUUGUAAUCUACAUUGAUGUAUUUUUAGAAUAUAUUGGGCAAACACCAGAGGUGGUUUACUUUACAGGACGUUUUUGCCGUUUGGCUGCAUUCGGUAUCCCAAGUACGCAAAUGUUUCAGCUUAUCGGUCGAUACUACACCUGUCAGCACGUAACCACGCCUCUUUCGGUGGCGAUGGUGGCAGCAUCCCUGCUUAAUCCUGUUUUGCAGGUUAUAUUCAUUCAAAUAUUCGGGUUUGACGGCUCCCCAGUGGCGUGGAUGAUGCUAUUUACUCUUGUUGAUGCAGCACUUCUAGGUUAUGCGUACAAGUCUGGUUUCUACAAGCAGACAUGGAAUGGAUGGGAUAGCAACGCAUUGAAGAAUAUAAAAGGAAUGGUGAAGUUAGCUGUUCCUUCAAUGGCAAUGAUGAUGAGCGAGUGGGUUGUGCUGGAGGUAAUUUCUGUUUGUGCCGGUUUUGCGGAGCCGCAUGAGUUGGCAGCCUUUUCUAUCUCCAUGCAGGUCUUUGGUUUAUGCUGGGCCAUCGCCUCUGGGACUAUUAUUAUUGUGUGUGUGUUUAUAGGUAACGUCAUCGGCGAGGGAAAGCCCCUCUUGGGAAAGCGUAUAGCUAAUGUGGCAAUUAUGUUGGCGGUAACGACGGCAACAAUUGAUGUUAUUCUCUGCUGGUUGUUGGAGGACCACAUUCCGUCCUUCUUCACAACUGAUGAGAGGGUCACUCCAGUGUAUCGUCGUUUGAUGCGUUUCGUACUUCCGUAUCAUAUGGUUGAUACGUUCCAGAGUACCGUUAUGGGUAUUUUGCGUGGAUGCGGAUUGCAGAAGACUGGUGCCAUCAUCAUUGGCGUCGCACUGUGUGUGAUAGGUGCUCCAGUUGCAUUUUUUCUCUUCUUCUAUCUACAUUAUGGUGUCGAAUCGCUGUGGAUUGGGCCGUUCUCUGGUGUCGCUCUUUUCGGUGCUCCAUGCUACAUUUACCUGCUGUACUGGCAUAUCGAUUGGCCCAACUUGAAGCCGCACCAGGAGGACGCACACAACCUCCCAGCGGAAAUAGUAGAAGAGGAAUUAGGGGAGGAGGCGGAGGAGGAGGAUGUGGUGGUGGAGGGGGAGAGAGACAAGAUAGCCGAUAACGGAACCAAGGAUGGGGAAGCUGCCUCUCUUCCCAUGGAUCCCCCGCCUGGAAGGGAGUGA